GAUAAAUGAACGCUAGUUUAUCAGCUGAAACCAGCUUUCGGCGACGUUUUGAGCUUGGUGGUUUUUUUUUGUUAAGAUUCGAUUCUGUAAACAAAGACUCAUUUGUUUGUUUAUAUUAACUCUUCAGCGCUCAAUUUGCUUAUUCAACGUAUGAGUGCAGUUAGUAGAACGUGGACUUCAUAAAGGCUGUUGUGGAACGUUCAUAUUAGAAGAAAAAACCGAACGUUCCAUUCAAAAUAUCAGAAUAGGAAUAUCUUUUAAUAAUGUUCACAACGGAAAAAGUAGCAAUCCGCUAUUUAGUGCAAAAAAUCGGUCUAAAGUACAUUCAUACCGAAAUCAAUUGAACUGGUAUUAUUGUGUGUUGGAAAAUUUGACGAAUUGUGUUCGGGUCGCUUUGGUCACACUUUUUUUUUACAGUUAAUUUGGUAAUUUACCAGUAAGUCGAACAGUACUUGGAACUUGAAACUGCCUUGCUUGGCGCAUAUUAAUCGGAAAAAUGGCCUUGCAAUGCGUUACAUUUUGGCUGGAACUUUUGAAAAAAGUUCGCAUUGCUGAUGACAUUAAGAAUAAUGAGGACGACGUUCAGCUUGAAUUGGAGAAAUUAUUGAAAUUAAAGUUGCCGUACCACUCAAUUGGCAUUUAUCCAUUUGGCUCGCGUAUUAUGGGAGUUGCUCAGGAAACUUCAGAUUUGGACGUUUACGUUGAAUUGGACAACAGCUUCUACGAAUACAGCGAGUCACCUACUAUGGAAGUCCUGGAACGACAACGAAUUGUGGCAAAUGCUUUUAACUCAGAAUCAAAUUGGAAGCGUAUUGCCACCUUUGGCGGAAGAUGUCCCAUCGUGGUGGUCAAGCAUUCGACUGGCUUGCAGUGCGACCUUAGUUUCUUUAACGGUCUGACCUAUAGACAAAAUAUACUGGUCAUGUAUCUGUUUGAACUACAGCCUAUAGAAGCUCGCUAUAUGGUGAUCUAUUUACGGGACUGGAUACAAAAUAUUGGUCUGAAAGACGUAUUUCGUAGCCAUAUACUCAUACUAAUGGUCAUAUUCUUUUUGCAACUACAUAACCAUUUGCCUGGGAUUGACAGGCUACAGGCAAAUCAAGAACCAACUGUUGGACCAUGGGUUACUACGUUCAAUCAAUUGAAAUUAUCAGACUUUAAUAUGAGCAAAUUAGAAGUCAACGAGUAUAAUACGCGUUCGGUUCUAAAGCAAUUCUUUCGGUUCUACGCCAACUUUAAUUUUGCCCAGUAUGCUAUUUGCCCUUAUCUGGGAAGGUACGUGGAACGUCUAUUAUUUGACAGACAUAUGCCCCAAAGAUAUACUCAAUUGCGCAGCAGAGAUAAUAAGUUUACACGGUUUACCACGGCCAUUCAAGAUUUCAUAUUGCUUGACUUUAAUAAGGGUUGGCAAAUAAAGGGAAUGCAUGUUCGCACAUUCAUAUAUAGAUGCCAAAAAGAGCUUGAUUAAUGGACGAUUACCAUAUAUAUACUUUAUGCAUUUAUAUAUAACUACUUUAAACAACAUUUAAUGUAAGACACAACAAUUUAAAAGUUUUUUAAUGAAUGAUCUUAUUUUUUAAUACAUAAAAAGCGCACCUUAAUUUUGAACAGACGCAUCAAAUCAUAAAAUGCUGAAUGAAUUCUGAAUAAACCAACUUAUGUACUCGAA
This is a messenger RNA of Drosophila virilis, 1669 nucleotides long. Its product is annotated as terminal uridylyltransferase Tailor. Gene Ontology annotation, molecular function: RNA uridylyltransferase activity. The record is from RefSeq and is a predicted model, not a curated record. NCBI's taxonomy places the organism in Eukaryota, Metazoa, Arthropoda, Insecta, Diptera, Drosophilidae.